GCUGCCUGACUUUCUCUGUCCCUUGCCCAUGGCCCAUCCUUUCUCAGUGGUUCUGCACGCAGCUUACCUGCUCAGCACCACUGCAGGAAGCUGUCACUGCCGCAGGCUUCCCCGUGCCCAGUUCCUUGGCUAGGGGGGGUGAAAGGUGUCUGCGUGGCUGCUUGUUAGCUGGAGGGAGGACUCGGCCACAAUGAAAAGCUUUUAGUGAGUUCUCCUGCUGUGUUUUCAGCCAAGUUCUUGAUCUGGGGCUCGAUCCUUCGGUGAAUGCAUUUCCAUUUUGAUUAUAUGCUUGGGAAGGCAUGGUAAGUUCAUUUAACAAAUCUUCCAGAUCAUCUGUAAGUAUAAACUGUUCUAACCUUCUGCUUAGUGUGCUGAUUAUUAUGCUGUUGAAGUUCAUUUCUGCAUAGAUGAUUGGCUUCUUUCCUAUCUGCCGGCACCUAUGUUAGACAGCAGAAUUAUCCAUGUGUGUCAAUUAUCAGGUAACAACGAGUGCUUUGUGUGAUGGAGUGCUCCAUGUUACCUGGGGCUCAGAAGCAGUAGUCAGGUGGGGAAGUACGACAGCGAGCAGAGCAAAAAUUACCUAGCAGCAUGGUGUCAUGGCCCAGGAGAGCUUCUGCUUUGCUCCCACCAAGCGUCUGAGCUGGCUGCAGAGCAGACUCCUGAUGUGGGGCCAGACAGGUUGUGAUUUCCUGCUGUUCUCAUAGGAACCAGGACCUAAAGGGAAUACACCAGCUGGUGAGUGCCCAGCCCGUGGCACUUUUGUCCCCACGAGAUCUCCAGCAGCUUCAGCUCAGUGACGGUGACUGCAGUGCACCCAGGUGGGCUUUGCAAAUCUCUUUCCUCCGGAGUGCAGUCAGCGGGGUGUAGAGCAAGUGGGCAGGAUGGGGGUGGACCUGCAGGUGGUGGGGAGAGGCACAUGAGUCCCAGCUCAGCACCCCCGGGCACGCUUCCUUUGGAUAAACUCAGUGCUGUGUGGGUCAGCCCCUUCCCUCCAGCCUGUCCUACAGCACCAGCCUGUUUGGAUGCUCGUUAGAUGCAGGUCACUUUACAGAGGUGCCAGCCAGAUGCCUUAAGACUGAGGGAAAGCCAAGACAAAGCCAAAAUAAUGCAGCCGGGUGCUUUAAUUUGCAGGAAGAGCCAGGCAGCAGCAGACUGGUUCACAGGCGAAUCUUUCCUGCUGUAUCAAGCAUAAAUUAAUCAGGUAUUCCGUUUCCCGAGGGAAAAAAAAAAAGAAAAAAGAAAAAAAGCAGAAUAAUUCACUUAGAAAUAAAGACCAGAGCCAUUUUUCCCUUUGACAUGUUGAACGCAAUUACCUGAGGCAUGGGAAGCUGAGAUAACUCACUCAUUCAGCCCCCACUCUCCACAGAGACUGUCAUCAUUCUGCCAGAAAAGGCUUUAAAAAACAAUUCACCUCCUGAAUGCUAAAACGGUGCCACAUACCAAACCUGUCCUUACGAUUUCCACGCACCAGCUGCAACAUCACAAGCAAAACGCUCCCUUUGACGGGGCAGCGUUUGCUAUUCUCAGGGCCAUAUACACCAUGCAAGCUCCCUGUGUUUGCUGUCCCUUUUCCCAGUGUUUUUGGUGUCCCCUCCUUUAGCAGCAAAGCUCAUUGACAUCCUAUUUGGAAAGCUCAAUUAAUUGCAACUGUAAGCCUGUGCUUGCCCCCAAAUAUAAUCAUGUUUAGGCUGCACCCUCCACUCCCACCCCCUUGGCCAUUAUCUAAUAGGCAGUGGAGUAAUGGCUUUGGGUAAUGCUGUUUGAAUGGCAGGAAUCCAGUUCUGGGCUGUUUUAUUUUAUUUUUUUUUUUUAUGCUGGGGGGAGUGUAGUUGGGCGGGGGGAGAAAGCACCAGUUUGGCUUGUCUGCAAUCCCUGUUUUGCUUUCGGAGCUUUAGAGGACAGACAUAUUCUUCCAUCUCCACUAAUCCCCCUCUGAUACUGAGGAUUUUCCUGCCAUUAAAUGAUAGCUUGCGAGAAAAAAAAAAAUGCCAACUUUCCAGAGGCAGACCCGUGCAGCUAAUGGCAGCCUUGUGAGCAGGAGGGAGGACACAACCACUGCCUGGCCAGAUAGGAGCACGCCAUCAGCACAGGUGGCAGGAAGGAUGUGGACCACCUCGUGAAAAAGAUCAGCAAAAAGCUGCAGGAUUCACUGAGAAGCUCGGUGGUGGAAGGAAGGCGCUCAGCAGGAAGGCACAGAUUGCUGGGGACUGCAUCGGUUCAAAACCGUGUGUGAGAGGAUCUUCUUUCUAAACAUAAACCUUGCUAUGGGAAAAUGAUGCAGGCAAAUGACAGAGGCUGAAACCUGCCUCUGCUCUUCCUGUGUGCUUUUAGAUCCCUCAAGUUUUCCUGCCAGACUUGAAAUGCCACUAGUGAAUAAUCAAGGUAAUGUUUGCCAUCAUUUUAAAUGUGAUCCUCUGGGUGCCCCAUGCCCAAGCGGUGUGGGCCUGCGUGCGGUCCUGCCCGGCCAGCUGUGUGUGCACCCAGGAGCGGAGCUGCUCUGUCCUCUGUGACCGUGCCGGCCUGGGGCAGAUCCCCAGCGAGUUCCCUUGCGAAGCCUCCUCCAUCAACCUGGAUAAAAACAGCAUCAAGUUUCUCUCAGAGAGGGCCUUUGGGACUUUGCCUUCUCUCAAAUCCCUGUCCCUCAACCACAACAACAUCUCCUUCAUCACCCCAGGGGCUUUCAAGGGGCUGCCCAGCCUGACUGAGCUGAAGAUGGCCCACAACGAGUACAUCCGCUACCUCCACACGCGGACUUUCACUGCCCUCAGGCGGCUGGUCAAGCUGGACCUGGCGGACUGCAACCUCUUCAACAUCCCAGACAGAAUCUUCAUCGAGCUGCCUGCCCUGCAGGAGCUCCUCUGCUUCCAGAACAACUUCCGAAGGAUCCCAGGUGCCAUAAGGGGCAUGGAGAAUCUGACCCACAUCUACCUGGAGAGAAACAGGAUCGAAGCGGUCGCCUACAACUCCCUGCAGGGCCUGAUCAAGCUGAAAUACCUGAAUCUGCAGGACAACAGGAUAAAUGUCAUCCACGAGCGAGCUUUUCAGGGCUGCCGGAAGAUGGAGUACCUGUACCUGAAUGACAACUUGAUCAGUGAGCUUCCAGAAAACUCCUUCGACGGCCUGAGGCGCCUGAAAAUGCUCAACCUGGGGGGGAAUUUCCUCAGGAAUGUUUCCAACACCUGGUUCCGGGACCUGGUGGAGCUGGAGGUCCUGUACCUGGACCGCAACAGGAUCAGCUACAUCGAGGAGGGGGCUUUUGAGAACCUCACCAGCCUGGUCUCCUUGCACUUGAACAGCAACAACCUGACAACCCUGCCCUUUUCUGUCUUCCAGCCGGUGUACUUCCUGGGGCGGCUGUACCUCUUCCGCAACCCCUGGGAGUGCGACUGCCGCAUCGAGUGGCUGAAGGAGUGGAUGGAGAGCUAUGGGCUCGUCAGGGAUAUCCCCUGUGCCUCCCCGUCCUCGGUAGCUGGGAUUGACCUGAUGGAUGUGCUCUAUGACAGAUCACCGGAAGGUUACUGUCUCGACCCGGUGGAGCUAAACGUCACGUCCGACAGCCCGACCCCAAGCGGAGAGCCUUUCUCUACCACGGAGAGCAAGUUCAACAGCCUUAUCUCUAAACUCUUGCUCCAGAUGGGCCUUCCUGAAGAGGUGUCAAACACCACCGAGGUCUUCAGUAACACCACGCAGCUGGAUGGACUGGCUGAUGGGGUUUCUUCUGGGGCAGGGGAAGAUGGCCGCAAUGCUGCUGCCUUCUCUUUUCAGCUCUCAGCACUUCUUACGGUGGUUGUUUUCCAGAGCAAGUAGUCCAAGGGCUGCCUGGAGCAUGGAUCCUGCUUAAGCAUUUAGUCCCUGUCCCUACCUAGCCCUGGGCACCACCCGGGACAGCUACACCAGCUCUUGCAAAAAGGAGAACGGCAUCUGGGGAGGGUCUGGGGGAAAGACAGCGUGUUGGCUGAGACCUCAGACAGGGUUUUUAUCCUCUCUCCCCCUGCUACCCUGGCAUAUCUGCAGGAAAACCAGAGAGACACGUUUUCAUUAAAACAGUUUUCUCAGAGGAAAAGCUAUUUCAAUACAACAGUGUACUCAUUAAUGACCGUUUCAAAUGUGUUCUUAUUUUUCAACAAAGAUAUUGUUUCAAGGAGUAUAUUGUUUUUAUUUAUAGAUUAUUUCACGGCCUGGCAGCUGGAGCAGAAUAUGAUGAAUGCAGCCAAGCUGUACAAAAUAUUUUACGUUUCUACCACCAAUGUAUAUCACAUGGCAUGUCAUAUUAUACAAUGCUAACCAACCAUGCAGUCAUUUUCUUUUAAAUGACAUCUUAUACGUUUUGUUGUUGAAAUCUUUAAUGAAAGCUGCUACUCUGACCAGAAGGAUUUAUAUUUUCUAUAUUAGAACACAUUAACAGAAUAAUUUGGUAUUUUUCUCUCAAAAAUAAAUUAGUUGCUAAAGAAGAUUUUAUUUUGAGAUCCUUGAAUUACUCCAGAAUUCUUUUUGAAGGCUACUCAGUGGGUACACAUGAAUGCCCCUCUAAUAGUCUAGAGCAAAUGGCAAGGUGUUUAUUACAGCACAAAGAACAGAAAUGUUGACUUAGAAAGUGGCAGUGCUUACAUCUGUGUUAAGUAGCAAUGCUUCAAAAACAAGGAGAUUAUAUAGAAAUACACCUGUGUGAUAUUUUAAUUAAAUCCUUAUACAUAGCUUAUCAUACUGUGGUGUACAUGUUCAUAUGAAACUAUAUGACAUAUACAAUCUUUUAUUACUGCUAAAAUGUCAUGUAAUGAAAAUAAAACUGGAAAUGAGUUAAA
Messenger RNA from Oxyura jamaicensis (ruddy duck), 4802 nucleotides. It is a transcript of the gene NYX, whose product is annotated as nyctalopin. NCBI's taxonomy places the organism in Eukaryota, Metazoa, Chordata, Aves, Anseriformes, Anatidae. The transcript is spliced from 4 exons. Bases 2386 to 3807 code for a protein of 473 amino acids. Gene Ontology annotation, molecular function: protein binding. Gene Ontology annotation, cellular component: plasma membrane. The record is from RefSeq and is a predicted model, not a curated record.